CGAGUACGCGUCCACCUCCCAUUCCGCUUCGAAAAUGGCCAGAAGAUACGAUAGUCUAGGCCGCACAACUAUCUUCUCCCCAGAAGGGCGACUGUACCAAAUCGAAUAUGCCAUGGAGGCGAUUAAUCACGCCGGGACUGUUUUGGGAAUAUUAGCCAAAGACGGUGUGGUCUUGGCUGCUGAGAAAAAGGUCACAGGAAAGCUCCUCGAUUUGUCAAUUGCUAAGGAAGGAGGGUAUGGAGGCAGUGGAGAGAAGAUUUUCUUGCUCAAUAGCAAUGUCAUUGCUGGUGUCGCUGGGAUAACAGCUGACGCAAACUCGCUCAUCAACUACGCCCGGCAAGCAGCACAGGGUCACCUAUUUUCUUUCAAUGAAGACAUACCCGUUGAACAGCUCGCUCAACGGUUAUGUGACCUGAAGCAAGGUUACACGCAGUACGGUGGUCUACGACCGUUCGGCGUAUCAUUGCUUUACGCGGGCUACGAUCCGCAUUACCAGUUCCAGUUAUAUCACUCCGAUCCUUCAGGGAACUACAGUGGUUGGAAAGCAACGUCCAUUGGAGCGAACAAUGGAACUGCUCAGAGUUUGUUGAAGCAAGACUAUAAGGACGACAUCGACGUCAAUGCAGCUGUUGCGCUCGCGAUCCAGGUAAUGAGCAAAACUAUGGAUAGCACAACACUUAGCUCAGAGAAGCUUGAAUUUGCGAUCCUUACAUUAGACAAAGAGUCGGAGGCGCCAAAUGCCAAAAUUUUCAAACCUGCUGAGAUUGACGCCUUACUUGCGAAACACGGGAUUGACAAGAAGGAUGAGGAGAUGAAGGGUUGAAUUCUAAUUUCCAGCUUGUACUUAUCUCAUUCAGCGCUGAUAAAA
Cantharellus anzutake is the source of this 868-nucleotide messenger RNA. Its product is annotated as N-terminal nucleophile aminohydrolase. Bases 35 to 823 code for a protein of 262 amino acids. The transcript is spliced from 8 exons. Gene Ontology annotation, cellular component: proteasome core complex; proteasome core complex, alpha-subunit complex; nucleus. The record is from RefSeq and is a predicted model, not a curated record. Gene Ontology annotation, biological process: ubiquitin-dependent protein catabolic process. Lineage: Eukaryota; Fungi; Basidiomycota; Agaricomycetes; Cantharellales; Hydnaceae.